GCAAACACGCACUUUCUUAACUUUACUAUCCUGACUAAAGUUAAGCAUAUGUUUAACUGUUUGCAGGAUCAGGGCUAAAACGGCCCAUUGACGGCUUGUCCCCUUACAUUUUUAAAAAAAGUCUAUACUUGUUAGUAUUUUAGAUGACCGUGUCUCUAGUUCCAUAUCAAUACAAUUUCCUUUGUUUGAAUCUUUAAAUGUUUGUUCUAAACUUAAUAUUUUAACAAUAUCUAAAUGUCAGCAUACAUUAAAACGAUCAACAACAGACAGAAAUGCUCUAGGGUGUAUAAUAAAUACCAAUGCCGAAUGAUGUAUUCAUCUCCUGACUUACGUAACAAAGCCUGUUCUUCAUUAAAAUUAUCCAUUGCACUUCAAGUUUUCCAAACAUAAACUUUAAAAAAGUGUUGACUUGCUACAUUUGCAUGAUCAGGUCUAGCUACAAUACAUCUAUAAAUGUCUAUCUAUAGUGUUUAUAUUCUAGGGAUCUCUAUAUUAUAUACUGUAUCUGUACUCCAUAGACCAACAGGUAUUGAGUGUUCCGAAUAUAAAACAGACUCAUCAAUACAGCAGAUAUUGUAAGUUGUAAUGAACGUUGCAGCAUGCAAUGACUAAGAAACAACACCUAAAAAUUCCUUUGAUAAAUAGCACAACGCCAACAAGCUUGUACGGGAUAGUUUUUGCUGAUCUUACUUUUUGCCCUAGUAUCGGUUGCCCCCAAUCCACGCUUAUCGCAGCACUAUGAUUAAUGCUAGACGUGCCUGAGGCAGGCGGGGGGUCGGGGGCAGAAACUGUCAGACCAGUCAUAGGAAGCUCCUCCCCCUCCCCAGCGGCGCUGCUCUAUAAAAGUGUGAAGCGGAGCGCAGGCUAGCUAGUGGUUACCUAAGUGACAGGGAGAAGGGGUUUUCGUGGCACAGCGACUCCGAGGGAAACUGCUACUUGGGAUCGGUAAUAUACAAAAAAUUUUCUCAGUGGAUUAUCAUCAUUAUCAGGAUUUCAGCCAGAAUGAAACUGGUUCACGUAACCCUCCUCUAUCUCGGGUCCGUGACCUUCCUUGGGGUGCAUGCUGCACGGCUAGACGUCGCUUCAGACUUCAAAAGAAAAUGGACCAAAUGGGCACUGAGCCGGGCCAAGCGCGACGCGAUACCUCCCGGCACGUUCAGCGGGCAAGUGGCAGCUGCGGACGUGCAGCCUCUCAUACGGUCACAGGACGUGAAGGAGGAUCCCCGAGUCUCGCAUCCCAGCAGCCCGGAGGAUGCCCGCAUCCGCGUGAAGCGCUACCGCCAGAGCAUGAACGGCUUCCCCCACUUGCAGGCCAUGCGCCUGGGCUGCAGGUUCGGGACCUGCACGAUCCAGCAGCUGGCCCACCAGAUCUACCAGCUGACAGACAAGGACAAGGACGGCGCCGCCCCUGUGAACAAGAUCAGCCCCCUGGGAUACGGCCGCAGGCGGCGCUCGGUGCCAGCCCCUAGCCGGACGCAGUCUCCCUGGCUCGCCCUGCUCUCCAGCCGCCGGGACAGCACGAGCGCCGCAGCCCCAGGCCAGCCUGGCCGGCUGCAGGCGCAGCUCCGCGCCCCCUCUCUCAAGACUUAAGAGCUGCAGCCAAGCACCGAGCUGGCGCCACCUCGGAUGGUGGCUUUCCCCGGUGCUUCAGCAUCAGGGAGCCUGUGGGGCAAGACAGCCUCAGAGACAGAGCAGGGCGCGCACCAGCAUGGCCUGGGACUGAACACACAGAGUUGGGGUUACAGCAGCUGCCGGAUCCCGGAGGCGCUCGGCACCAGCCGGGCCCGGCCAGCCAGCGGCGCAGCGCCCCUAGGAAGGGUCUGGAGCGCGCAGGGCAGAGCUCACAGCUGGCUCUCUUCUUUCUGGUGCCACAUCACACGGGGCUGCAAAGUGAAGUCGUGUGAACUCUGGAUCUCGGACAUACGGGGACUUAUUCUCCCUGCCUGCCCUGGCGACUGGGCUGGGGGAAGCACCCUCUGCAUUGUCUGCACCCGGCAGGGAAUCGGACACUCACUAGUCCCUGCGGGGACUGCCUUAAUACUUGAAUGUAAUAAAGAGAGGAAAAGUGCAAUUGUACGUGGUUUAAUUAAAAGUGCUGUGUGUGUAUAAUAAGAUAAAUAUCAAUAUUUAAGAUGUUACUGUUUCCCGUCCUUUUUGCAUCUGAAAAGAGUUAUUUUUAUACGUUAUCUAUUUUUGCAUAAGGGCAUUUUAAAAAGCAUUGUAUUCCCCCUAUUUUUCAUAGCGUGAAUGUAAAAUCUUGGUGUUUAACUUUCUCUGAGUCUUUUAUCUUGCAUUCUGGACUGGUGACAAAUGCAGAGAAUGUAUCCGCUAUUCUCCAUGGGUAACGUGUGAAAUAAA
This is a messenger RNA of Chelonoidis abingdonii (Abingdon island giant tortoise), 2358 nucleotides long. RefSeq names its product adrenomedullin (gene ADM). Gene Ontology annotation, molecular function: adrenomedullin receptor binding; hormone activity. Gene Ontology annotation, biological process: adrenomedullin receptor signaling pathway; adenylate cyclase-activating G protein-coupled receptor signaling pathway; positive regulation of heart rate. Gene Ontology annotation, cellular component: extracellular region. Lineage: Eukaryota; Metazoa; Chordata; Testudines; Testudinidae. The record is from RefSeq and is a predicted model, not a curated record.